AUGAGCGGUGUGGAAUUGGCUGGCCUAGUGCUGGCCGUACUGCCCCUUGUCAUUCAAGCCCUCGAGGACUAUAACGAAGGUCUCGACCCUAUCAAAGCGUUUAUACGUUGGGAGCGAGAGCUUCCUUCGUUCAUACGCAAGUUACGAAAUCAGCAUGUACAAUACGAGUUGACGCUCCGCCUACUACUUACUCCCAUCACCACCGAGUAUGAGUUGGCUGAGAUGAUUACAGACCCCAGUGGGGAUUUGUGGAAAGAUCCUGAAAUGGCUAUCAAGCUCGAGGAGAAGCUCGGUGAAGCAUAUCAGGCUUAUCAGGGCACAAUGACUGACAUUGAUGCCAUUAUGAAAAAGAUCGCUAGCAAGCUUGAUCUCAACAGAGACCCUACAGUGCUCAAAAUAAAGCGGAAUGACCUCGAAGCUAUGCUUGCAGCUAAUCCACGGUCAAAAACGGGUCAACGUUUUGAGUUCACAAAACGAGCGAAAUUUUCCAUGAAUAAAAAGAAGAUCAAAAGCUUAUUGGACGAACUUGAUGAGUGCAAUAAAGAGCUCGAAAGAUUUACUGAGAAGAGCGAGAAGCUGGAGCCUUACCGAAGAGCCUCAAAGCCAUCACUUGCUCAAAAGAUUCAGAAGAUCCAAAGCUAUGCUCGCACCUUGCAUUAUACGCUGCUCGAAGCUUUCAGCUGCUCUUGCAGAGACUCGCACUGCACGAACUUACAACUCGAGCAAAGGGAGCUUGGCUUGAAGUCUGGAGUUCGCAAGACAAAAGGUGAACCCGAGACAUUUACUAUAUCUUUUACCGACAAAUCUUUGCCAUUCGUCUGGCAAGAGGCGAGAAUAUGUUUCUCAGAAGAGAUAAAGGAUAUCUCGGCUGGCUUUGGAGAGUUGAACUUAAGUCCCAGGUUCGGUCGUAGUGUCAGCUUCCUUACACCUCCGCCAACUCCCCAGUCUUUACAUCGGAGAAGCUCAAGCGGCGACAGUACAUCCGAGAAAAAAGAAGUCAGAGAUCUUUGCUCUACAUUUCGGACUUUCGAGGCUUCAGAAAAAGCCUAUAUUUCUUUUUCGUUUGAGAAAGGUAGACUCUGGGGCGGUCAACCUGUUCCUCCAACCAGCCUAAAACCGUUUCGAUCUGCUGAAGCGGUUACGCUGGAAGAUCUUCUUAAUGGAGUUGCCAAAUCCCGUCUCAGCAAAAAGGAGCGUUAUACUCUUGCAGUUACUUUGGCAUCAUCCAUUCUCCAACUUCACGCUUCGCCAUGGAUCGGCGAUCAUUGGAGCAAGCGAGACAUCAUAUUCUACCGUACUAUAUCCAACACGCCGCGUACUAUCGACAUCGAACGUCCACAUGUAACGCAAAAGCUGAAACCGAAUCCCAUUCAGAGCAAUGGGAAAGCCUUCAUGAAUAAGAACACAACCCUUCUUGCUCUUGGAGUUUUGCUACUGGAAUUAUACUUCGGACAAUCAUACGAGGACCAACUGGGCGUGAGCUUUGACGAACAGAUGAAUACGUCGAUGGCUGUCUGGGCAAAUGCUUAUGAAUGGUACCAAACUGAACAGGAAGAUUUAUCGGCUGCUUUCCAGGGAGCCAUUGCGCAUUGCUUUCGAUGUUUUGGAGACCCAAGCGCUAGUCUACAGGAUCCGCUUUUCUUGCAAGCGGCGAUAGAGCAGAUAGUUCUGCCGUUGCAAGACGAGUUGGGGCAAUUUUUGGGUCGGUCUUUUGAUUAA
Messenger RNA from Aplosporella prunicola CBS 121167, 1719 nucleotides. RefSeq lists its product as uncharacterized. The coding region runs from base 1 to 1719 and encodes 572 amino acids. The record is from RefSeq and is a predicted model, not a curated record. NCBI's taxonomy places the organism in Eukaryota, Fungi, Ascomycota, Dothideomycetes, Botryosphaeriales, Aplosporellaceae. The transcript is spliced from 3 exons.